Molecule: messenger RNA, 1626 nt
Organism: Neurospora hispaniola
Lineage: Eukaryota; Fungi; Ascomycota; Sordariomycetes; Sordariales; Sordariaceae
Product: alpha-amylase A precursor
Exons: 13
Coding region: 1-1626 (541 amino acids)
Biological process (GO): carbohydrate catabolic process
Molecular function (GO): alpha-amylase activity; calcium ion binding; starch binding
Source: RefSeq, a predicted model, not a curated record
AUGAGGCCCGAAAGACAACUAAGCGUUGUCCUCGGACUGCUACUCUCAGCGGCGGUCCAAGUGGGAGCUCUUACGUCUUCAGAAUGGCGCAAGCAGUCCAUAUAUCAGGUCGUGACGGAUCGUUUUGCUCGAAGCGAUCUGUCAACCAGUGCGCCAUGUGACACAUCCCAGCAGGUAUACUGCGGCGGGUCAUGGCAGGGACUGAUCUCGAAGCUGGACUAUAUUCAGGGAAUGGGAUUUACUGCUGUCUGGAUAUCCCCAAUCGUGAAGCAGAUUGACGGAGUCACCAAAGACGGGUCUUCUUAUCAUGGGUACUGGGCGUCAGAUAUUUGGUCCUUGAAUCCUUCGUUUGGCACCGCAGACAACCUCAAGGGGCUUUCCAAAGCGCUUCAUGACCGCGGCAUGUACCUCAUGGUGGAUGUUGUCACCAACCACAUGGCGUAUUUGGGCUGCCGUUCGUGCAUCAACUACCAAGGUCUCAAUCCUUUCUCUUCCCAAUCUUACUAUCACUCUCCGUGCACCAUCAACUACGAUAACCAAACCUCCAUCGAAACAUGCUGGCAAGGAAGUGAUGUCGUCAGAACUAACCUAAACUGUUACAGCGAUGGCCUUCGUAUCGAUAGUGUCAAGCACGUUGAGAAGUCCUUUUGGCCGGGAUUCGAGUCCGCUGCCGGCGUGUUCGCCAUUGGAGAGGUGUUCCAAGGAGACCCGGCGUAUCUGGCACCGUACCAGAGCUACAUCAGCGGCGUCUUGGAUUAUGCAAGCUAUUAUUGGACAGUAAAUGCGUUCCAGUCAACAAGCGGCAACAUCACUGCGCUGGCUAGCGGUAUCAACAUACUUAAAGCUGCUGCGAUUGACCUCAGUCUCUACGGGUCGUUCCUCGAAAACCAUGACCAGGCUCGCUUUGCGCACAAAACUAGUGAUAUGGCAAUUGCCUUUACGAUGCUCAAAGACGGCAUCCCGAUCAUUUAUCAGGGACAGGAACAACAUUAUGCGGGCAGUGAUACUCCCUACAACCGAGAGGCCCUCUGGCUUUCCGGCUUUUCAACUAACUCAGAGUUGUACACGUGGAUUAAACGGCUGAAUCAGCUUCGUACCCACGCUAUCAAAAAAGACGACGGCUACCUGACAUACCGUGCAUGGCCCAUCUACUCCGAUAGCCACACUAUUGCCAUGCGCAAAGGUUCAUCCAACAAACAAGUUGUGGGCGUCUUCACCAAUGUCGGAGCGUCGUCCUCCACCGCCGUCACUCUGUCUUCGUUGGCGUCAGGAUUUAGUGCAGAUGAACCGGUCACCGACGUCCGAUAUUUGUUCCUCACGGUCAGCUCCCACUUCGACCACCAGCACAAACUCCGGAGUUCCUACAUCAAUUUCGUCGGCGGAUUGGGCAACACGACUGCCCUCGGUAGCUGGAACACCGCCAACGCUGUGACGCUAAGCGCGUCAAAGUACACCAGCAGCAACCCGCUGUGGUACGUAUCCUUCGAUCUUGCGCCGAGAAAUGUCAUACUAUACAAAUUUAUCAAGGUAAACAGUUCAGGGACUGUUUCUUGGGAGAGUGAUCCCAAUCACAAAUAUACGGUGCCUUGCGCAGCCGCCACGGUAUCUUCAACUUGGAGGAAAUGA